AUGACUGACGAAAUGAUCCUCUACGACAUUGCGAUGGCCCAACCCCGCACACGCAACGUCUGCUCCCCCAACCCAUGGAAGGCGCGCCUGGCACUGAAUCUCAAAUCAGCGCACUACCGGACAAUCUGGGUCCCCCUCCCCUCCAUCUCAAGGGUGCGCAAGAGCCUCAACCUCGCCGCCGGACGCAAGUUCAACGACGGGACCGACUUCUACACCCUGCCUAUUCUCAAGGACGACGCCCUCUAUGGCGACUCGUACGACAUUGCGCUCCACCUCGCCUCUCUUCAUGGACCUGACCUCUUUCCCGACCUGGGCCUGGACUUUAAGCUCGACAGCAGCGUCCCCCUCCUCGUCCCCCUAACCGACGUCUCUGACCGCCCUCAUCCGGCCUAUGCGAAAUUCAACAUGGCCGUCGACGCAGCCUUCACGGCCCACACGGGCCUCUCGGCCUUCGGCUUCCCCUUCGACCCCAGUACGCGAGAGGCGACACAGGCCGAGUUCGUCCGCCGCGCAUCGCCCUACGUCACGAGUUGGCAGGGCUUUGAGCUGGCCGGCGAAGCGCGGGCCAAGACUCUGAAAAGCCUCGAGAAGACAUUGGGCCCGUUGUCCGGGUUAUAUGCAACAACCGACGGCCCGUUCCUGGGAGACGCGGCCAGUUACGCCGACUGUAUCGUCACGGCAUGGCUGGCCAUGUUGGCAGUCACACUGCCAAGCGAGGAGUGGGCCGCAGUCAGGCGAUGGCAUGGCGGAUGCUUUGGGAGGUUGUUUGAUGCAAUGGAGCCGUGGCGGGCCGUUGAUGAGGGCACGGACUGGGUCGCAUAG
Cutaneotrichosporon cavernicola is the source of this 822-nucleotide messenger RNA. RefSeq lists its product as uncharacterized. The transcript has a single exon. The record is from RefSeq and is a predicted model, not a curated record. Bases 1 to 822 code for a protein of 273 amino acids. NCBI's taxonomy places the organism in Eukaryota, Fungi, Basidiomycota, Tremellomycetes, Trichosporonales, Trichosporonaceae.